CUAACAAAUUUGUUUUUAGAAUGAAGAUGCAAAAUGUCUGUCUUGAAGCCAGCACAACCUCCGCCUGUGUUGAAGCCAGCACAACCUCCACCUGUGUUGAAGCUAGCACAACCUCCGCCUGUGUUGAAGCCAGCACAACCUCCGCCUGUGUUAGACAAGUUCUCACAUCUGUCAUUGGAUGCACAGAAGGUCAUGGCUGGUAUCUACAAACAAUACCAGCAACAGAAAGACAAAAUCUUAAUGUCUCAAUUAGAUAGAAAGUCGUCAUCACAAGGACCAAGCAAAUAUUACCAGAACCUGUACAGAACUAAGUUUGGACAUGGACCUUUACAGAAUACACAAAACAGUCAAAGUAGUAAUGCUACUAACAAUGCAAGUCAUGUAAAUCUACUUGCUGACAGUACAAAUACUCAAAAUAUUGAUGGUCCUUCACGAAACACACAAAAUCACUAUGAAGUAACACACGCCUGGAUUCAGAAAACAUCCACAACAAACGCUUGUGAUCAAAGAGGUGAUAGGAGGUUUGAAGGAGGUCAUAGGUCAUUUGAUAAAUACUUUACCAAAAAUAUGAAAGAAACUGCUGUCAAAAGUACUAGUCCAUUUGUCUUUCCCUCAAAAGAGAAAGAAGUUUUGAUUUCCGUACUUGAUAAUUCAUUAUAUACAUCAUGUGAUGAGGAAGGUGCUGCCCUCUCAGUUCAAAGGUCGUCUCAAGAAUCAGCUCCUUUGUCACUUUCUCCUGUGUUGUUUCCUAGUUUGGAAACUAUGGAGAAGGAAAAGAAUGAUGUGACACCAGUACACCGUAGUAGUAAUGCUGAUCACAGUUUUAGUCAUUCAGUUUUUAUUUCUGAUGAUAAAAGAGAGGAUCUUGUAACAUCAAAGGAGAUAAUGAUGAAUGAUGAUAAAGAAGUUAAAAACAACCGACAGUUAUCAGAUGUGAUGGAUGGUGAAAUUAUCAUUCCACUAAAAACUGACAAUGGAUCUGAGAAUAAACAUGUAAAAGAAAGAAAUGUGUCUGCCAUGGUACAUGUUAAUGACAAAGAAAGAGAGACUAAGACAGCUGAACAGGGAAAUGAAAUGUGUUCCAUCUCCAAAAGAUUACUGCAACAUCAACAAAUCAGGAAUGAGCUGAAGGAAACUAAAAGUCAAGCAACAGACAAAACCAGUACUACUGUUGAUGUCACAUGUUUAGAUACAAGUCAAAGAUUGGAGUUGCUUCAGGAAGUCCAGAAAAGUAAAGAAAUUCUACUAGCUGUGGUGUAUGAUGAUUCAACUAAUCAGCUGAGGGAUAAUUCUGCCAAAAAGAAGUCACAGAGCAUGAAAUCAAAGUCAUUUGAACAGAUUGUAUCUAUAGGAAUUGGAUUGACAUGCAACAAUACAGAAAAUCUUCAACUGUAUACUAUGCCUUCCAAGAUCAAACACGCUCAUUUAGUGGAAUGGAUUAGGUCCUUCUGGGAUUCAGUAUUUACAUGUUCAUCAAGAAAAAUAUGUUAUGGAGCAAAAGAACUGUUUUUGAUCCUGCUGAAAAAUAUUUUCAAUGAAUCAGAAGUAAAGAUAGGAGAUUGGACAGUUAUAGAUCCACAGGUAGCAGGCUGGUUGCUGGAUCCAGACAAUCCUCCAUCUUGUUUUGAAGACAGUUUAAAUUCAGUUAAUAUACAGCAGAACAAGAAAGAAGGGAUAGACUGUUAUGAGCUAUUGAAAGAGGACUUCUCAUUACUUGGUAAAUUAAUGAAUCGUUUGUACCAGAAACUACAGUCUAGAGAGUUAUGGGACUUGUUUUGUUGUGUAGAGACUAAAUUGGUCCCAUUAUUAGCAUUGAUGGAAUGUCAGCAGGUUCAGAUUGAUACAGACAAAUUAAUGAUGUUCUCCAAUAUCUUAAAGAAAAAACUACAGAAAUUAGAACAGAAAGCCUAUGAAUCUGUUGGUCACUCAUUCUUAAUAAAGAGUCCUGCUCAACUUAGACAAGUACUAUUUGAAGAGCUAAAACUAGACACAAAACUUCCCAAGAAGAAUAAAUUAGCUAAGACAUCUAUUGGUCAUCAGAUUUCAACAUCUGAAUCAGUUUUACAACAACUUGUAGACUUCCACCCACUGCCAGGAUUGGUUUUGGAAUAUAGACAGUUUCAGAAGCUAAAGUCCACCUAUAUGGAUGGUAUAAUGAGUUGUGUACAGAAGGACAAUUUAUUGACACAUUGGGACCAGAUAUCUGCUGCCACAGGCCGGCUCUCCUCCUAUCAACCUAAUGUACAGGCCAUACCUAAAGUUUCUAUAACUAUCACCAAUUAUAAAGACAAUUUUAUUGUUGAUAAAGAAGAAGAUGAUACAUUAGAAAUAUUUGCUAGAGACAUUUUUAUAAGCCAUGAAGGAUGGUCAUUUCUGGCUGCAGAUUUCCAGCAGAUUGAACUUAGGUUACUGGCACAUCUAGCAGAUGAUGAGAUGCUGUUACAGAUAUUUCAGAAGCAGAAUGACUCAGAUAUAUUUGUAGAACUUACUUCACAGUGGCUUGGUAAAUCCAUUUCAAGUAUUACCUCAUCAGAAAGAGAACAGACAAAGAGGAUUGUAUAUUCUGUUAUGUAUGGUGCAGGUAAAGAAAAGCUUGCAGAAUAUUUGAAGUUAAGCCCUGACAAUGCAAAAGCUAUAAUGAAUAGUUUCUUAGUAAAGUUUCCUGCUGUUAAUCAGUUUUCGAAGAAGUGUAUAGAAUUCUGUCAGAAACAUGGUUUUACCAGCACAAUUUUCAAAAGAAAGAGAAUGAUUCCAAAUAUUAAACAUCCAUCACCUCCUUUCAGAGCUCAAGCAGAAAGACAGGCUGUCAACUUUUGUGUUCAAGGGUCAGCAGCAGAUUUAUGUAAAGCAGCAAUGCUUCAAAUAGAACAGUCACUUAGGAACCAUCAACAUCUCAGGGCUAGACAGUUAUAUCAGAUACAUGAUGAGUUACUGCUGGAGGUUCAUGAUGACGACAUCAAGGCAGUUCAAAGCAUAUUAAAAACAGUGAUGGAAGAUUCUGGUGCAUUAUGUGGUUCUGUUGUAAAAUUAAAGGUUCCAGUAAAAGUUUCCAUCAGUGUUGGAAAAACUUGGGGACAUAUGACUGCUGUAAAAUAACUAUGACAUCAUUUAGAUAAAAAUGUGGUGAAAAAUUUUGGUCCCACCUUAGAGUUAUUAGGUAUAAUUUGAGUCUGUUUCUGCAGACUUUGCAGAGUGUGACAUUGAUACUUAAUAUUGAUUUGGACUCAGUGUUUUGAGAAUUAAACUAAAUGGUUUGGACUUAGUUGUAUACAAACAAUUAAAAAUCUUACAAUAACCUUGA
Messenger RNA from Mytilus californianus (California mussel), 3301 nucleotides. Its product is annotated as DNA polymerase nu-like. Lineage: Eukaryota; Metazoa; Mollusca; Bivalvia; Mytilida; Mytilidae. Gene Ontology annotation, molecular function: DNA binding; DNA-directed DNA polymerase activity. The transcript has 22 exons. The coding region runs from base 34 to 3096 and encodes 1020 amino acids. The record is from RefSeq and is a predicted model, not a curated record. Gene Ontology annotation, biological process: double-strand break repair; DNA-templated DNA replication.